CUCUGCAAAAGUGUGUUUGGAUACAUAACCGAAGUAACGAGGAUAUCGUGGGAAAGUUAUUUCAUAGAUAACUGGUCAAAGGAAUGGGGCACAGGGGAAGACGAGCAAGGAAGAAGAAGAAGAAGACAAAACGUUUGACCCUGUGUCAUGAACCUCGGUUUGUGGAACUGCGGAGGUGGUUGAAAGAGAGAGGAUUCAGAUCUAAACUUCUUAUCCCAGCACACUUCGGCGAUACUGGAAGGGGAUUGAUGGUCACUUCUCCCAUUAAGGCCAACGGAAUGCUGAUUUCCUUACCUGAACAAUGCCUGUUGACCACCAGCACUGUUCUUGGGAGCUACUUGGGAGAGUAUAUAAAGAGGUGGAAGCCUCCAGUGUCUCCUCUGCUCGCUCUCUGUGCCUUCCUGAUUGCUGAAAGGCAUGCUGGGAGUUUGUCCAAGUGGAAGCCCUACAUUGAUGUUCUACCUCAAACCUACACCUGCCCUGCGUACUUCUCUGAUGACAUCAUCAACCUGUUGCCGCCAGGGCUGAGGGUGAAAGCUCGGGAUCAGAGGGAGAGAGUUUGGGAGCUACAUUCUUCCUCUGCCGCCUUCUUUGCUUCUCUGCAGCCGCUCCUCCGAGAGCCAGCAGUGACUCUAUUUUCCCAUGAUGCAUUGUGCUGGGCGUGGUGUAGUGUGAACACAAGGACUGUGUACAUGAGGCACCCCCAGAGCCCCCACCUCUCCACAGAGCCAGAUGUUUAUGCGCUGGCACCUUACCUGGAUCUGCUCAACCACUGUCCCCAAGUACAGGUUACAGCAGGGUUCAGCCAGGCAAACAGGUGCUAUGAGAUCAGGAGUGUCCAGGGAUGCAGCAAGUUCCAUCAGGCCUUCAUCUGCUAUGGACCACACGACAACCAACGUCUGCUUUUAGAUUAUGGCUUUGUUGCCCCCGGCAACCCUCAUGCUGUGGUUUAUGUUGACCUUGAUAUUCUGAAGCUGUGUCUCAAUGACAGGGACAAACAAUUGCCACAGAAGCUUCUCUUCCUGAAGGAACACGACUUUCUCAUGAACUUGACCUUUGGAUUCGAUGGUCCUUCCUGGAGGCUGAUGACCGCCCUCAGGCUGCUCUCCCUGAAGCCAGAGCAAUAUGCAUGCUGGAAAUCUGUCCUCUUGGGGGCAGUAGUGUGCAAGGACAGAGAGGAGUGGACUGUCCAAACAGCUCUCAUGCUCUGCAAGAUCCUUUUGGAGGAAAGCAGCAAGGCUUUAGAGAGGCUAUCCCACCUCAAAGAAGGGGCAGACACCACUCUGACUGAGCAGUUGUCCAUGGUGGAAUUCCUUCGCCGCGAGGAGCAGGCGAUUCUGGGGCAGUCACAGGAACUUCUGGGUCUCCAACGGCAACCGUUGCCAAGCCAACCGGGCUUUGCCUAAAAAAACAAGCGGGCUAAGGAAACCGGCUACUAACUCUGUGCGUGUUGUUGCAAAUCUUGGGCCCUGUCCCUCUGCCAACGCAUCACAAGAGCCAGUUUGAGUAAAAGAGGGCAUGAAUAUGGCUCUCUUGGCACAACGGGACUUUUGCAAUUCAACAGAGUGCCCAGGGGAUCCAGAGUGUGCGGGCAGGCCAAGGCACUUUCUCUCAGGCAGUGAAAGGCUACACUGUGCUGCCAAAGACCUGCUCUUUCCUCACCACCAGUUGAGCAUAUGCUUGGUAAGAUGAGGAGGAAGACAUGUGGGAAUAUGGGCUAUGCAUUGAAUAGUGGAAGAAAAAAAAAGACAAGCUUAUAUAGUCACAAGAGCCAGUUUGCCCUGUAUAUAGGUGUCUGUUGAUGAAACCAGUGGGGAUAAUCUGUUGUGCCAGUUUGUGCUAACUUUUGUGUGGAGGUUUACACAAGCCAUAUCAAGGUGAGAACAGGAGGUUGACCCUCCCGGGUAGGGCACUGCACAUUUUUCUGAUGUCAUCCUACAGUUGCUGAGUGAUAUUUGAAUGAGUUGACGGUCGUAUUCAAAAUUAAGAGACCACUGCAAAUUUGACUAUCAAUUCAUUGUCAAAUUUGACUGUCAAUUCAUUAAAAUGUCACUCAGCAACAGAAAAAAAAUCUGAAAAAUGUGCAGUGGUCUCUUAAUUUCUUUCAGAGCUAUACGAGUCUACAUCACUUUUAGAUUCAGGGAAGGUCUUCACAUUCUGAAAACAAUUUUAAUUUCAUCAAAGUGUUAUAAUAUUACAAUGUUUCAUAACAUAAAUGUAGCAAAACAUUUUAACAGUACAUUAACUGACAGCAUCUGUCAAAUAAAUGGAAACAUUA
Messenger RNA from Alosa alosa (allis shad), 2278 nucleotides. RefSeq names its product SET domain containing 4 (gene setd4). The transcript is spliced from 10 exons. Gene Ontology annotation, biological process: peptidyl-lysine monomethylation; positive regulation of transcription by RNA polymerase II; peptidyl-lysine trimethylation. Gene Ontology annotation, molecular function: histone H3K4 methyltransferase activity; transcription coactivator activity; histone H3K36 methyltransferase activity. Lineage: Eukaryota; Metazoa; Chordata; Actinopteri; Clupeiformes; Clupeidae. The record is from RefSeq and is a predicted model, not a curated record. The coding region runs from base 84 to 1406 and encodes 440 amino acids.